This is a messenger RNA of Talaromyces atroroseus, 4323 nucleotides long. RefSeq lists its product as hypothetical. Gene Ontology annotation, biological process: DNA-templated transcription; regulation of DNA-templated transcription. The coding region runs from base 1 to 4323 and encodes 1440 amino acids. Lineage: Eukaryota; Fungi; Ascomycota; Eurotiomycetes; Eurotiales; Trichocomaceae. Gene Ontology annotation, molecular function: DNA-binding transcription factor activity, RNA polymerase II-specific; DNA binding; zinc ion binding. The record is from RefSeq and is a predicted model, not a curated record. The transcript is spliced from 15 exons.
AUGGCUGCUGACGGAAAGUCGAAGUUUGUUGAAAUCCUUAACCUACUUCAAGAAACGCGCGGCGUUUCUUUGGAUGAGGCAGAAAAAAUCGCCAUUAACAGUGGCAAUGUUCUGAGCCAGUUGAAGACACUAGGCGAAACUUUGCAAACCCGUGGCCAUACUAGGGAGGCUACUGCUGUCAACGAUGUCCUUUUAAUUUGCGAGCAGCCAACUGAAUUAGGCGGCUUAGGGCUAGAUCCAAAUGGGACAAUAGCAGAGAAUGAAGAGGGGGAAAUUGUAUUUCUCGUUUCCGCAUGGCUGGAGUCCCUUAAUUCGACAGACAGGGCCAAAGCGAGGCCGAAGCCACUUCCGUCACGCCCAGAAGGCCGUCCGGGCAUGACACUGAGUGAGAAGAUCUUUGCUAUACAUGAUGUAUCUCAGAAAGGCUAUGUAAAAGCCGGGGAUCUGAUCCGCGUUGACGUCGAUUGGGUGAUUGCGUCUGAGGCUUCAUGGGCGGGCAUGGAAGCAACAUAUAAGCUUCUAGGACAACCUGGAAUCUUCCGAAACGACAGAUUCUGGCUUGCCGGAGACCAUGUUGUAGACCCUCGCGUCAAAGAAAUGCCUCAAGUCCAGCGCCUCAUUGACUCUAGCGAGAGAGCCAAGAAAAUCUUCAAAAUGACGGAAUACCAAGGAAUGAACUACACUAUUAUGCACACUGAAUUCUACAGAGAGCGUGCGCAACCAGGCAUGCUUAUUAUCGGGUCGGAUUCUCACACCUGCUCUUCAGGUGCCCUAGGGUGUCUGGCCAUUGGACUCGGUGCCGCAGACGUCACCUUGCCUCUGGUUACAGGCGAGACGUGGUUCAAGGUCCCUGAGUCCGUCAAUGUCGAGUUGGUCGGUGUUCCCAAACCUGGCAUAGGUGGCAAGGAUGUUAUUUUGUAUAUUUUGCAACAAUUGAAGAGAAAUACUGUGGCCUCUGAAAGAAUUGUGGAAUUCACCGGCCCGGGACUGCAGUAUCUAUCAUCGGAUGCACGAUUUGCAAUUUCUAAUAUGACUACGAGAAGACGGAACCCCAGACAUAAAUCGGAUAGUGUCUUUUUCAAGCCAGACGACGAUGCUCAAUAUGCCGAGAAACAUGUUAUAGACCUCGAAAAAGUCCAUCCAUUCAUCGCCAAGUACCCGAAGCCAGAUGACGUCGUGCCUGUGACCGAGUGUGCUGGAAUGGAUUUGGAUGGAUGCUUUAUCGGUGCUUGUACUACGGCUGAAGAAGAUUUGAUUCUCGGCGCACUGGUACUCGAGCAGGGUCUUAAGGCAGGCUUGAAGCCCGUUCCCAAGGGAAACCGAAAAGUUGUUCCAGGUUCGCUACCAAUCAUACGACGACUGCGCGAUCUCGGACUAUCUGAUAUCUACGAGGCUGCGGGAUUCGAAAUUGGUGUUCCGGGAUGCAGUUAUUGCGUGGGCAUGUCCGCUGAUCAGGCCAAACCAGGCGAAGUGUGGCUAUCAUCGCAGAAUAGGAAUUUUGAGAAUCGCAUGGGCAAAGGUAUUUUUAUCCAAGCCAACCAUCAUCGCAUCUUCAUUCAAUCUGGAUCCUUCGGUAACUUAGCUUCGGCGGCUACUGUGGCCGCAUCAUCUUUUGAAAUGAAGGUCACGGAUCCUUAUGAAUUAAUAUCCAAGGUCGACCUCGACCGCUGGAACUCACUCAGAGGCGUGGAAAAAGCAAAGCAGGGAGAGCAAUCGCCGAAUACAGUGACAUAUGUUGAGCCAAAUGGUUCUGCUGCUUCUCCCCCAGCAAAUGUAGACUCUGUUCAACAGCAAGACAAUUCCACCACUCCAGAAGUUCAACUCCAGAAGGCACCCGAUUCAGCACCGGAGAAACCCGUACUAAAAGGCAAAAUUCAGCGGUUCGGAGAUUACAUUGAUACAGAUGCUUUGGCACCCGCGAAUUGGCUGAUUUCAUGCAGGACCAAAGAAGCCAUUGCCGAACAUUGCUUGGAAUACACGCAUCCGGACUUCCGUCAGAAAGUCAAGGAUGGCUUCAACAUUGUUGUAGCUGGCACGGGUUUUGGGUGUGGAUCGUCGCGCGAGCAGGCGGUGCUAGCAUUGCUUGGCUGUGGCGUACAAUGCGUUAUUGCAAAGUCCUACGCGUUCAUCUUCCAGCGAAAUAUGCCCAGUCUUGGACUGCUCGGCAUCACCAUCACAGAUGAAUCCUUCUACGAUGCCGCAGUGGACGGUGCGGACAUCUCGAUAGAUAUCAACACCAACACCAUCCUGCUUGAUGGAAAGGAAAUAAGUUUCCAGCUCAGCACCAUGGAGAAGGGACUGUUUGACAACGGCGGCAUCACGUCUGCGUUCAACAAAUUCGGAAACCGGUUGUUUGAGGCGCUGACCACGCCGAAGAAUCUGGCGGGCACUGGCAGUCAGUCCGGGGGCGACGCUAAUCCACAUGCUAAAUUGCAGUGUCAGCCAGUAAGCUUCUCCACAAUGCGCUGUGAAUUGUCUUCAGGCGGCAGGCUGCCUUGCGCAAGGUGUCGGCGGAUGGACCGCGAGUGUAGAAUAGAGACGGAUUUCAAACGAAUUAACAAGCACGAAAAGCUGGAAGAACUAGAAAAGGAGCUUCGACAACUCCAGUCAUCAAUAAUAACUGGCGGUCAAUUGCCCGAGAGCAGUGUGCGAGAUGACCACUCGGUAAAUGCUCACAGUCCAGCUGUCGUUGAUCCAAUGGAAACCGAGAGUAGCCGUGAUCUUUUCCGCGCUCCUCUUCCCUCGGUCUCGUCCGUUGACACGUCCAAGUUGUCACCUUCGAAUCACCUAACAGCGAAGCCUGUGUCGGGCAAGUCUCUUGAUCGUUUAAAUCUCGAUCCUGAACGGAUCCAUAAAUUGUUCUUUAUCUUUUUUAACCAAUAUCACCCACAUUUACCAUUCCUCACUCCAACCGCCUCUCCAGACGUCUACUAUCAAAGGUCACCGCUGCUAUUUUGGACUAUUCUCUAUGUUGCCUCCCGACGAUAUAACGAGGAACCGGAUUUAGUCGUCAGUUUGACGCCAUCCGUGAAGGGACUGUUGUGGGAAUCUAUUGCCAAUCCUCCGCAUACAUUGGAACUCGUGCAGUCUAUCCUACUUGUAUGCGUGUGGCCGUUCCCUACAUCUUCGAUUACUACAGAUAAUACGUUUACCUUGAUAACGACAGCACAUGUGAUGGCAACACGGCUGGGUCUUCAUAGGCCGGAAGCUAUUAAAGACUUUUCUCGCACAGACAGGCGAUUGAGUCAGCCUGAAAUUUCCGAGUGUUUGAAAACUUGGGCGGCUUGUUAUAUAGUAUUCCAGUGUAUGGCGGCGAUGGAUGGCCAACCAUCACCCUUUUCAGAUUGGACAAUUGAUCGUCUCAGUAAACACGACAGUUCACCCCUUGUGCCAGAAGCAAUUCACCAACAAGUUAGGAUCCAUCGCUUUGAGGCCCGUGCAUGUGCUUCGAUUAACGGAUUACCAAAAUUCGCCGAGGGCGUAGCUCGCUCUGGAGAAAGCAUUUCACUAUUGGCAUUACUCGAACAGGAAUUUGUCGAGCUUUGCGAUAGCUUUCCAGAGAAGCUUACAGGUAAGCAACGAUUUGAACCGCUGGGUGACUCUGAAAAGGAAAACAGCAUCCUGCUCGACGGAAUGGGUCUCCGUCUCUACGUCUACUAUCUUAUCGAACCCAGUGGUAGCGAUGUUCGUAAAAGAUCCCUUCUUCGUGCAUUCAGCUUGGCAAUUGACAUGAUUCACAAAUUUUCAGCUGUGGCUGAAAGACCUAAUUUCACCGAAUGCGCUCCUCAGGUGUACUUCCAGGUCGCAUCCCUAGGCGCCAUGCUAAUACUCAAAAUAACAUAUUCCAGCUACUCCGCAUUUGUUGAUUGCGAAGAAGGGAAGCGAAUGUUCCAUGUCGCCACCCAACUGGUUCGUCGGAUGUCAUUGGAAGACAAUGAUCUUCCAGGGCGAAUGUCAAAAAUUUUGACCCAACUUUGGAGCGCGUAUGCUCGCGUUGGGCCAAUCAACGAGGAACCUACUUUGAAACUUAGAACUCGGCUAUCUGCAAGUCUCCUGCAUGAUCUUUUGUGGUGCUGGAGAGAGACAUUCGGCGAUCAGGGUCAUGGCACCGUUGCAAAUAACCCUUCUAACACGGGCAUGGAAAUUGACCCUUCUUUUGGGACGCUUCCUCAACCAGGAAUGGUUCCACAAGGUCAAGAUCCGACAUCCAACCUAAGCGGAGACUAUGGAUUCGAUAUGUUAGGUUUUGAAUAUAUGCUGGACUCUGAGUUGAUGUCACUGUUUCCGCUUAACUUUGACGGCAGUGCAUUAAUGACGAGUUGA